Molecule: messenger RNA, 2487 nt
Organism: Vitis vinifera (wine grape)
Lineage: Eukaryota; Viridiplantae; Streptophyta; Magnoliopsida; Vitales; Vitaceae
Product: transcription factor MYB3R-3
Exons: 9
Coding region: 254-1930 (558 amino acids)
Biological process (GO): regulation of DNA-templated transcription
Cellular component (GO): nucleus
Molecular function (GO): RNA polymerase II cis-regulatory region sequence-specific DNA binding; DNA-binding transcription factor activity, RNA polymerase II-specific
Source: RefSeq, a predicted model, not a curated record
UCUCACAAGUUUCCUCGCUUUUCAUAACGGCAUGUCACGACGACGUCGGUGCUGCGAUUCAUUAUUAUUUUUAUAAUUCCUUGUUUAUUCAUUUUUCGCCCCUUGUUGCUUCUCUCUCAUUCAACGGGCGAGGUUUUUUCGAAAGCUCUCUAUCACAGAAGGGUUUCUUGGGCUCCGAAAGGCCUCCAACCCUAUUGCUCUCUCUCGAUGAGCUUCACCACUUCUCAAUAAGCGGAGGUGACGAUAGAAGGCGAUGGCUGAUGUGAAACUGGAAGAGGAGGAGUGCUGUGUUGAGAAUAAGCAACUGGUGACCGCAUCAAGCUCCUCUCUUUCUGAAGGCAGUGGUAGUGUUACUGUCAAGUCCCCAGGCAUAUGCAGUCCAGCUACGACCUCGCCAUCACAUAGGAGGACGACUGGCCCUAUUAGGCGAGCAAAGGGCGGUUGGACUCCACAGGAGGAUGAUACAUUAAGAACUGCUGUAGCAUACUUCAAGGGGAAGAGUUGGAAGAAAAUAGCUGAGUUUUUUCCUGAUCGAUCAGAAGUGCAAUGUCUGCACCGAUGGCAAAAGGUUCUUAAUCCAGAGCUUGUUAAAGGACCAUGGACUCAAGAGGAGGAUGAUAAAAUCACAGAACUGGUAUCAAAAUAUGGGCCCACAAAAUGGUCUGUCAUAGCAAAGUCUUUGCCAGGUCGCAUAGGGAAACAAUGCCGAGAGCGGUGGCACAACCAUUUAAAUCCAGAUAUAAAAAAGGAUGCUUGGACAUUGGACGAAGAACUGGCACUCAUGAAUGCCCAUAGUAAGCAUGGGAAUAAAUGGGCUGAAAUAGCAAAGGUUUUACCUGGAAGGACUGACAACUCAAUAAAGAAUCAUUGGAAUAGUUCCUUAAAGAAAAAGUUAGAUUUCUACUUGGCUACUGGGAAACUUCCACCAGUUGUAAAGAGUGGUUUCCAAAAUGGUGCAAAAGACACAAACAGAACCAAUGCACCUGGAAAACUGCUUGGUUGUUCAAAUAAAGGAUCAGAAUCUACAGCACAAACUUCAUCAGGAACUACAGACUUAUGUAAACUAGAAGAAGACAGCAAGGAUCAGUUAGAGUCCUCAGCCCCAUUACAAGAUGCGGGUGUUUCUUUGAGUGUUCCUCCAAAUGAGUCUGCUGAUUCUGAAGAUGCACAGUGCAAGCCAUAUUUAUCCAAAAUAGAUUGUAGCUGUGGCAAUUCAGAGUCAAUAUUAAGGUUUGAGAAGUGCAGGAUCAAUGGUAAUAUCGAUGAAAGUAAAGUUGUUGGAACACCCUUGCAGCUUGGAAUUCCAACCUAUGAUUCUUUGUACUAUGAACCACCAAGACUAGAGAGUUGUGUUCCAUUAGAUUCAGAUCUCAUAAGCAAGUGUUGGAUGCAGUAUGAAUGUGACACAAGUCCUUUUAUGUCACCUAUUAGUUUCUUCACUCCACCUUGUGUGAAGGGUAGUAGUUUGUCUAUGCAAAGUCCACAAUCAAUCUUGAAAAAUGCUGCCAGGACCUUUCCCAAUACUCCUUCCAUAUUAAGAAAGAGAAAGACGGAGGCUCAAACACCUCUGCUCCCUACAAAAAUUGGGAAAGCAGAUCAGGAAGCAGUCAAUGAUAGUUUUCAUGCAUCUGAUGAACAAGAAAGAACUGGGAAUAGUUUAGAGAAGUCCGUGUCUCGAGAUGGAAGUUCAUGUGAUAGUCCUGCUUGUCAUGGUGAUAACAGCAUUGGUCUAUGCAAUGGUAAGGCUUUUAAUGCAUCUCCUCCAUACCGAUUAAGAUCCAAACGAACUGCCGUUUUCAAGUCUGUGGAGAAACAACUUGAGUUUGCAUUUGACCGAGAGAAGUGUGAUGGGAAUACCAAAUCUACAGAGAAGGGGAAUUCUCCUGUUGCUGAAGACUGCUUGCGUGCAACAAAGAUGGGGGUUACCUAGGACAUAAAGUGGAGGAAGAUUGGGGAUACUCUUGAAGCUAGCUAACAAAACUUCCUGGAAUGGGGACCAAAAGUUUCCAGUGUUUCCAAAGUGGAAAGAUAUGACCAGAUGCUCAAAAUUGUUGCUUCUUCUGUGCUGCCCAUUGAUCGUCUCGCAGAUACAUUUACCCUACUUGUCAUGAGGUACAUGCAGAUUAUUUUCUUCAUCAUACAUCAUGAACAAAAUUCAUGGGCAGUAGGUUUCUUGUUGAAUUUCUAUAUCUAGAAUUAGGUAUGGCAGUCCCAAAUUACUUGUGAAAGAAGCUGCAAUGGGUUUGUACAGGAACCCCUCUUAAGAGGAACGAAAGGACUUGAAAUUUUCUACAUCAAAAGUGUAGUUUCUGUUCUAAUGUCUCAUUUAUCUCAUUGUUUUCUCACCAAAAGCGAUGAGCAGGGUCUCAGUUGUAUCAUCUUGACUACCAGUAUUUUAAGAAAUUUGGUAGGUUCAUCUUCAUAACAACUUUUUCGCUGAUGUAUUCUCCCUUCUACUUUGGUAAAUAGCAUCAACUUUUCCAAUCA